Triticum turgidum subsp. durum (durum wheat) is the source of this 675-nucleotide messenger RNA. NCBI's taxonomy places the organism in Eukaryota, Viridiplantae, Streptophyta, Magnoliopsida, Poales, Poaceae. The record is from the annotation of a GenBank genome assembly.
AUGUUGGCGGCUCGCCGCCACGCCGCCUCCACCCCCUCUCCGCUCCUCCUCCGGCGCCUCUCCGCCCAGCCGCAACCCAAGGCCCCUGUGCCUCCACCUCCUCCGCCCCCGCCGUCGGACGAGGGGGCCGCAGCGUGGGCCCGUCGCGCGGUCGCGCUCUCGCUGCUGGGGCUCACCGGCGCCGUCGCCGCCAGCGCCUUCAGCGACCUCUCCGUCUUCCUCUCCUGCUCCAGCCAGGCAAUGGAGAAGGCUACCAAGAACCAGCAGGUAGCGAGCGCGAUCGGCGAGCCCAUCACGCGGGGUCCCUGGUACAGCGCGUCCAUCGCCGUGAACCGCGCGAGGCGCUCCGUCUCCUGCACUUUCCCUGUGUCGGGGCCCCAAGGCGACGGGCUUCUCAAGUUCAAGGCUGUUCGCUUGGGAGAGGAAUCAUGGUUUCGGUUUCUACAGCGCAGCGACUGGGAGAUACUCAUAAUGCACGCCAUCCUUGACGUUCGCACCGAAGAUGGGAAGCACCAAACAAUGAGGGUGAUGGUCGCAGACAACACGGCAGCUCCACCACCACCAGCUGACUGCAGGACAUGCAAGCCCCGUACAACGCCGACACCAAAGCCAAAGCCUACACCAGUGCCGACGCCGAUGCCUACAUCGGCGCCACCUCCGGCUCAGGAGAAGUGA